AUGGGUUGUUUUUGCUCCAAGUCAAAAGAUUUAGCUCAGGGAAUCGAUCCCAGUCUUUAACCGAUCCAAAGAAAGCGCACUCAAGAAGAAGACGAUUUGCUGAAGUCUUUGUAGAUUCAAUUGAAAAUCAUGGAAAAUAAAAUAAAGUUGACGCUUGAUGCACUCAAUGACUUCUAAAUUUCUUAAGUGGAUUAGGAGAUCAAAUCUCUUGAUAGUAAGACCCAGGAAAAAGAAAAUGAUAGCUAUAAGAAUGCAAUCGAAUUAUUGUAAAAACUGAAACGAGAUUGCUAAGAUAUUGCCAACCAAAUGAAUGAUGUUCGAAAUCUCAAAUCAAAGCAACUAGGUAGACUAUAAGACAUAGAAGAAGGAGAACCAGGUGCUGCAGAUACUAUUUAAAAGCUUAGAGAAAUUGAACAAAAUAUAAAGGUGCUAAAUGAUAAGAUAACUCAACUUGAGAAUGCAUUGAAUCAGUUGAAGGAUUUAUUAGCAUCAUACAAAGAUUCAUCUGGUCUUAUAUAGAAGAUAAAUGACGCACUAAAUCUCUUGGAGAAUGAAUUGCCUUAAAUUCGCUAGAGCAUUGAUAAACUCAACUAAAUGUUAAAGCCGAUUGAGAUACUCAUCUAGGAUGGAAUACAUGACAAUUAAAACUAUGAUAAAGCGAGCUAUGAAAAAGAUGGUAGAUAGGCCUUGGUAAAGAGUGAGGGGUAGAUAUAAAAUUUAAAUAAAAAUAUUCAAAAUCUGGAGUAGUAAGUAAAAGAAUGUGUCCAGAAUAGAGAUGCAGAGACUUCAAGGUAAGGCAAGGCUGAGCCAGCAGACUUGGCUAAGUUAUUUGGAAAAGUGUAGGACAUAUAGAAGAAUCGAGAUUAGUGCAAAAGUGAGUUUGAUAAGAUCAAGAAAGACUUUAAGGAAAUCAGAGGCAUUUUUGGUGAACUUUCUCUGCUUUCCAUUACUCAAUCUCAGUUAGAUUUGAUAAAAAAAGAAGUAGACUAUAAUAGCAAUUAGCUAAAUAAGGACACUGAAAGAAAAUUGCAGCACGUCCAUUAGGAGUUGAUAUCAUUCCAAUAAGAGCUAAAGAAAUAAAAUUUAGCAGCAGCUACCUAUGAAGAGAUUACAAAGCUAGCAUUAUAAAGCAAAUAGCUAAGCAAUCUAGUUAAAGAAGCCUAAUAAGAAGUUGCACUAUGCAGACUUCAGAACAUUUAAUAAUUACUCCACGAAGAGUCUACUAAAUUAAAUGAAGAUAUUCAAAAUUUGUUAGAGGUUUAUCAUAGAUUGCCAGAAUUAGAGAAAUCUAAAGUUGAUGAAGCUUAGCAAAAUCUUAUAUAAGUUAAAUAAAGCUCUGAAGCUCUGGCUAUGAAGGCUAAAAAUUCUAAUGAAACUGAUGUAAUUAAUCAAGUGCACAGUUAAUAUGAAAAAUUGAUAAGAGAUAUUAGAGAAACUGCCAAUAAAUGCUCCUCAGUUGAAAUUCCUCCAGAAUUGGAAGAAGUCCAAGAGGAAGAAGUGCAGCAAGAGGAAGAGCCACCUGUUUAACAAGAGGAAGUAGUUAUUUAAGAAGAACCUAUUGAAACCCAAACUUUUGAAGUGGAGGAUAAUACUCCUUUAGAAGAAGAGAAAUCUCCAGAAAAAAAUAAUCAUAGCAGUCCUGUCAUUGACAAAAAAUUCAACAAUCAAGUUGAUCAGAUGAUUUAUGAGUUCUAACUUAAGAGUGGAACAGAUCUUAUCUUUAAAAAGGUAUCAGAUGGAAGUUAUAUAAUAGGAACCAGAAAGGUAUCAGCAAAGGUAUUGAAUGGUAUUUUACUUUUAAGAGUAGGAGGUGGAUUUAUGGAUGUUGAUAGUUUCAUUAAGCAAUAUGGAGAGUAAGAACUUGCCAAAUAGCAUAGACAAGAGGCCACUUAAUAAUAACAGAUGAGAGCAAGUAUGGACAGUUUGAGUUCAGCUAAGUCUGCUGCAUCCAAAAUCAAAGUAAGAGUAAAGGGAAGAAAUUCUACAGCAAGCAAAAAGAGCAUUAUUGAUUAGGUCCUUUCCUAAAAGUCCGCUCAAAGAGAAGAUUCAGUAUUUGAAUCUAGCCCAGAACAUAACCACACUCAGCCUGGUGAAUAUGAAAUAUCACUUGCUGAUGAUGAUGAUGUUGAUGAGUCUCAAGGAUCUACUAGUAUUAAUGACAGCACAUAACAAGAAAGUCAUAGAGUGUCACCAGACCAUAUGAAAUGA
Messenger RNA from Stylonychia lemnae, 2208 nucleotides. The record is from the annotation of a GenBank genome assembly. NCBI's taxonomy places the organism in Eukaryota, Ciliophora, Spirotrichea, Sporadotrichida, Oxytrichidae.